Messenger RNA from Symsagittifera roscoffensis, 1740 nucleotides. RefSeq names its product sun domain-containing protein 1-like. Bases 1 to 1740 code for a protein of 579 amino acids. The record is from RefSeq and is a predicted model, not a curated record. NCBI's taxonomy places the organism in Eukaryota, Metazoa, Xenacoelomorpha, Acoela, Convolutidae. The transcript is spliced from 8 exons.
AUGCACGACGGCGCGGAAGACGGCAACCUUGAUGCUGACAUGGGCACUCCAUCCGACUACGAAGAUAACCUGCUAGCCCCUACAAUUCCAAGGACUCCCGUAAAAGAAGUGCAUAGUCCGGGUAAAUGCUCAAGAUCGACGACGAAACUAGUCUCCGGAGGUGAUGACAACAAUCAAUCAACUAGGCCUAACCUCACAGUUUGCACAGAACACCCUGUGGUGAUGGACGUGCCAGAUGCAGUGAAAAUAGAAGGCUCUGAAAACAACCCAAUUCUGUUGGACAGUACCCCAGUAGAACAUCAACCGAGACAGUCUAUGCAGCGCAGAAACGUGGGACCCCCGAAAUUCUUCGGAGAUCGAAGAUACAUAGAUAUCGUUCUAGAAAAAGAUGACCAGAACACUCAAGUAAUGAGUUCACGGAGCAAACUUUUGAGCACUCCCAAUAUAACAGUGACCAGCCCUAAAGUGAACAACCCCACCUCCAGCACAGCCAGCACCCCCAGUCGACUUCAGGGAAACCAACAGCAGCAGCAGCAGCAACAACAACAAGCAGACAACUCUUUGGCCGUUGACAGCAUCAAUACACUUAAUAAUAAUUCUAACAUGAACCCUGGUGGGAACAAGAACGCCAACAGUCGAGUGCAGAUCACGGGAGACAUGCGGGACAUUCUGGGCAAUGUAGAUGAGAAUGGGUGGCCCCUAGUGGACAACCAGAGCUUCCUAGUAAGCAACAUCAAGGACGCCAAGAGAGAAUUCGAGGAGAUCGAUGGAGAUGGUCUGGGCGACAAUUUUCUGAAUAGCUCGAUGGAUGAACAGACGAUGAGGAACCAGUUGAACUCGGAGGCAGAGGCCAUCAUGAACAAAGUAUUAGACUACGAGAAAGUGCAGCCCCUUCUGGACGACAAAGUGUUCUCGCUCAUGAUGGACGAUUUCGAAAAGGCGUUCAAAGUGGUGAAGGAGAUCCAUGAGUUGGAGAGAGUGGUGGCGGACUUCAAGAAGAUGAAGUUGGCAGUGAGAAGCUACAAGCAUUCAGAGGAGAAGUUGAUUGACAGCCAUCAGAAACUACAGAAUGAACACAAUCACAUCAUGUCCAAGUUCAGGGGCAUGUACAGUACGAUUUUAGAGGAGUUGCGUGCGCAGAUCGGUGCGAUUACGAACUACAUGGAGAGCGAUGCUCUGCCGCCGGUGAUUCGAGAGAAGUUGCGAGAGAUGGAGUUGGCGAACGAGGCACUGCAAGAACAGUACAACAGUCUCCAGGACAGACUCACACACGCCGGACAGGAGAAGGCAGACCUACACAAUGCACUCAUUGAGUUGAGAAAAGAACUGGAGGCCAAAAAAGCUGAAGUGACGCGUGAAGAAGUGAACAAAAAGUCAGUCAUGCGCGAGCGAGACGAACUUCAGAAUGUGAAAAAUGACCUCGAAUCCAAGUUAAAACACGGAGCCCUCAACUUGAAGAAAACGAAUGAACAGCUGCGUGAAACUAUGAACGAGAACCAGUCGUUUAAAAUCCGAAUAGGCGAGAUGGAAAAUCAGCUGAAAGGACAGGCGGAGGAAAUCAGUCGGACUAAACAUGACAAAGCUCAGAUUCAAGAUGAGUUUGCGAGGCUGAACAUUGCACAUCAUCAGCAGUCUGAUACGCUCAAGGUCAACUCGAAACAUAUUUCUGAAAAGAGUCUUUCAGAUAUUGUCAGAUAUUGUGCACAGCUAUUUUUAGUGUUAUUCUGCGAAGCUUUCUAA